Molecule: messenger RNA, 2720 nt
Organism: Drosophila guanche
Lineage: Eukaryota; Metazoa; Arthropoda; Insecta; Diptera; Drosophilidae
Gene: tadr
Exons: 8
Coding region: 330-2405 (691 amino acids)
Biological process (GO): amino acid transport
Cellular component (GO): plasma membrane
Molecular function (GO): amino acid transmembrane transporter activity
Source: RefSeq, a predicted model, not a curated record
GCCAAUUUGGGCGAACGGUGGUUGCACGGUGAUUGCUUGUUGCCCAGGUUACGUGUCAAGGAGCUAAAAACCGUCGGCCAUGUUAGCCAGUAAAGUGGCUAAUUAAAGGCCAAUGCUCAAAGCCCUUCAAAAUCAAUUGUGAAAAGUCAAGUGUCAAGUGCCUAAACGAAUCAAAGAUCGGCUGGUUAUAGCUCUAGCUUGAUUCUAAAAAUGCCCUCCACUAUCACGAAAGUGCAUCAGCAAAUUACAUUUUAAGUCUGGCCGAUUGCCAACACAAAAAGCGGAAACCAACGGAGCAACACAACAGCCAGAACAAAACCACAACGACAAUGUCGAGUGGCAGCCUGCUGGAUGUGCUCUGCAGUGGCAGUGGUGCCCGCCUGGCCCUGGGCACCUCCGUCAUCUCCUAUUUGAUUGUCUACAAUGAGGCCUCGGCACCGAGCAUGCUCUUUGGUGUCCUGCUGGCGACACUCUAUGGCAGCAUGUCAGCGCGCUGUAAGACGAGUCUGCGAAGCCUACAAAUGCCUUAUGUUAGGGCCACCAACAAAUUUGACUAUGGCUGCCUUUUUCUGGCCAUAUGGCUGGAUGCCCUGGCUGCCAUGUGUGCCUGUGCGGCGCUGGCCAGGACACUGAGUGCCUGUCUGGAUGCCAUGACGGGAGGCUUGGCCAGGAUACUCAUUUUGGGCCGGAAUGCACCCACGAACGAGCCCUGGCCGGAUGUCUUGGGUGUCUCUGUCGUCUUUCUUGUCACUGGAAUGUUCAUGCUGGGUCUGGAGCACUCGAAAGCCUUCAGCCUCAUCAUGACACUCGGUAUGUUUGGCUUGAAUGCAAUCCUCAGCGCCGUUGGCUGGUGGCGUGGCGAUUUGUUGGCCUGGUCGACGGAUAACUACUUCCAGCCUGAUGGCAUUAGCAGUGUCUUUCUGGCCACUGCGCUGCUCAGCUAUAGCUUUCCCAGCGACUGGCCGCAACAGCAUCGAAGUGGACGGUAUGCAGCCAGCUUGAUCACAUCUCUGGUCUGUGUAUCCCUGCUCCUGACAGCCGUUUGUCUUUCGACUGUGGUGCACUACAAAACCCAUGAGGAGUACGUGGCUGUGCCUCUGUUCAAUGUCCUCGAUGAGAGUGGCUUCCAUAAGCUGGUGCCUGCCUCCGCCUGCAUGUUGCUCCUCACCAGCUCGGCUGCCUUUCUGGAGAUCUUCCCAGAGCUCUAUGGCAUUGUGGUGCGUCUGGCCACAUCGGAGUGGCGCAUACUCUCCAAGCAAAUCAGCUACGAGAGCUCGGAGAGUGGCAAUCCCGUGCUGGCUGUCUUUAUUGCCGGCAGCCUGUGCGCCAUGCUCGCCUUUGCCUGUCCCCUGCAGCAUCUCAGCUACACUCUAGCCGCCAGUCACAUUGGUGCUGGCUUCCUGCGUGCCUUCUAUCUGCUAUAUACCCCAUAUCGACCGAAGUUCAUGCAACCCAGCUGCGAGUCCUCGCUGUCCUACAGUCGCCUGUCCACGGCUCCCAUUGCCAAGAGCAGCAGUUGCAGCAGUGCCGCCACCUCCAGCUCGAGUCGCCUCAAGCGUAGCCUCUGGAACAUCAGUCUGACCAAGCACACGGGCCUAAAGAAGCCCAAGACGAAGCCAAGGAACAAGCAGGAGGUGGAGAAGGAGUGGCUGCUGCUAGGGGAACCAACAUCGCCGUGUCCGCAGCGUGAGGGCAGGGAUGUGGAGUCAACGAUUCUGUCGGAUGGAGAGCCACCGCCAUCGGACUUUGAGUAUCCCGACAAGUUUGACAAAAGUGAUUCGGAUACCUCAACGGACAUUGAUGCCAUUGUGGAUGAAUAUCGGGAGAAGAUUAAAGUAACCACGGCAGGCCCCUUGGAGCGCAGCGUUCGUGUGCCCACUGUCAGCUCGUGGCGUGUGACUAUCUUUGCUCUGGUGGUCAUUGCCUUGGGCAUUGCUCUGUGUGUGGCUGGACUCACGAUGCACUGGGCACCGGCUAGCUUUACCGGUGCCAUUGGUGUGUUCAUUGUGACCAUAAUGAUGGGCUUUAUACCCAAGUACACGGGCAGUGUGAUCAAUGUGAGUCCCGUUCUGUGUGGCAUGUCGCUGCUGCUGUGCGUUGUCCUGUUCAGCGGCUGUGCAGUGCACUCGUGGCCGGGUCUGAUCAUCUGGCUGCUGGCUGGACUCAUAAUGGUGGUGCGAUGUGAUAAAGUCUGCUGCAAUUGCUUCGAGCACUCGUCCAUGAUGAAUGCCCAGCUGAUUCCCAGUGUUUCGGGCAAGACAAUCGCAUCGGGAGUAAAAAAAGCUUCAUUAGCAUCUGGUUCGGGUUUGAGUGGUGCGGGACCAUCCACCAGCAUUCGGAUACCCAGGCCGCCCAAGACUGUGGGCGUGGUCAGUUUGCCGCAACGCAUCAAUGGCCAUAGAUGACAGUCGGAGUCCUCGGAGGAGGGCGAGGACUUGUUCCACGAGGACUUCAACGUGCGCGACUUCGAUGAGGAGGAUGGCAAUGCUGGCGAGGAUUGUUGGACUGAUUAGCUUGCCCUGACGCCGCCUGCUUUAGAUAUCUACAAUAUAAAAUGCUUUGAGGAUCUCCGAGAUGAUCAAUCAAGCUUCAAGCCAUUAUGCCUGACUUUUCUAGCUAGUUCAAUUCAAUGUCAAAAUCCAUUUAUGUACAAUUAUGUAUGUAUUUAUGUAUGUCUUAUGUAUGUAUCUCUAGUUAGGCAACCCUCUUUACAAAUAGGC